AUGAUAAACGGAUAUUCGGACCCAUAUGUAAAGUUGACCGUUGGCGGACACAAGUUCACGACAAACGUGGUGCGCAAAUCGCUCAACCCCGUCUGGGAUGCCGCCUUUGACUUUGAGCUCGAUGCCCAGUCGUUGCCCGAUCAAGUCAGCCUCAUGUUCUGGGAUAAAGACCGCUGGGGACGGGAUGACUACCUCGGCACAGUCUAUAUCCCCCUGCAGCCUGCCUCCCUCUGGGCCGACUCUGUGCCGAAACAUUUCGACGACCAAGACAACCAGGCAAUGGAAGUCAAGUUUGGAUUCAUCGACAUUGGCCUUGCUCCUUCACGCAAGACCUCAUCUGUUGGUGAGAUCGAGCGGAUAUGGACUAAUCUCGUCAGUGGGCGCAACAAACUUGGACUCGGACAGCGAAAGGUCCACACUUCCGGCGACAUUUCCGUCAACAUGGCCGAUAUCCCCGUUGCAGUACGCGAUGAGGAUCCCUCCAUGGGCUUGUCCGCCUUGCGACUUGACUCUCCUUCGCCACCCCCCACCGGUGCUUUGACUGCAUCCUCUUCAGCAUCCUCCACCCUCUCUUCCCUCAGCUCGACUAACAAUCUGCGUGGCGUCGUAUUUAUGGAGAUUGUCUCCGCCAGCAAUCUCCCCAGGACUCACAAUGUGACAAGGACAGGAUUCGACAUGGAUCCCUUUGUUGUCAUCUCGUUUGGAAAGUGCAUCUUCCGGACGCGAGUCAUUCGACACAACCUCAACCCAACCUGGCGUGGAAAGCUGAUGUUCAGAGUCCAUCAUGGUGAGGAUAACUUCAAGAUCAAGUACUCGGUCCACGACUGGGAUAAGCUGAGCGGAAACGACUAUAUCGGCAUGACAACCAUGGACAUCGAGACCCUUAUCAACGCAUCACAAGGACAGGAGGCCGACUCAUUGUUGACACCCCAGAUCGGUACUUUCGAGGCGAAGGAGGCCGUCGACCAGGACAUGAAGGAGUACAUUCUCAAGGUCGAUUUGGCCGGCAAUAUCAAGGCGCCCGCCCAGCCCACAACACUCAAAGUCCAUGCCAAGUUUGUGACCUACACCAAUCUGCGGAAGCGAUUCUGGCUGGGCUUGGUUAAGGCAUUCGAUGCGGAUCCUAAGACUGGUCUCUACAGCAAGGUACUGAUCCAGGCCAUGCUGGAGGGAUUGGGGUCGACUCUCUCGAGUACGACAGUCGACAGCUUCUUCGCACCUUACUCCAAGGACCCAGAGAAGGAUGAGUUGACGUUUGAUGAGCUCUUUGAGAUUCUGGAGCGACAGGUCCGACUGGAUGAUAGCAAGCCCAACAAACGGCGUAGGCGCAGGAUCCGCAAGUUUUGGUCAAGGAAGGCAAGCGCGGCCGCUCCCCAACAGAGCGCCCUUGUCGGAUCAGAACAACCUGAGCAGACAGAACAUUUGCACCCCGAACAGCAACCAGAUGAGAAGGACUCGACAGAAGACUCGUUGGGCGAUGAAGAUGAAGAUGACUAUGAGGAAGAUAAUGAGCUUUUCUUGCAUCUUACGCAGAACAAGAUCCCGGAUGAGGAUCCUAUCCCUCCAGCGGUCGAGAUGGUGGAGCCAACAGAGGCUGACUUUGAGCCCCAGGUUUCGGAGGACGAGUAUGUGAUCAGGAUUUCGUCUUGCCCCAUUUGCCGGGACCCCAGUCUGGGUUCCAAGCUGGAGACGGAUGUGAUCACUCACAUUGCUGUCUGCUCGGGCAACGACGGCUUCAACCUCGACAAGCUGAUCCUUGGCAACUUUGUUACUGCUGCCAACGCUCAGCGAAAGUGGAUCACCAAAGUUGUCAAGACCCUCGGCUACGGGCGAUACAUCAUCGGCAAGAGCAAUGCCAAUAUUAUUGUACAGGACAGGACAACGGGACUGAUGUUGGAAGAAAAGAUCCCGACGUUUAUUCGACUGGGAAUCCGAUUAUUGUACAAGGGUCCCGCACAAAAGAUCCGCGUCGGCAAGAUCUUGGCCAACAUGUCGCGGAAACAGGGGCUCAAGUUUGACGACCCGCGCUCGAAGCGGAACAUUGAGCCAUUCAUCCGGUUCCACCACCUGGAGGCCCACAUGGAUGAAGUCCUUGAACCCGUCUCGAAUUUCAAAUCGUUCAACGAAUUCUUUUACAGGCGGUUAAAGUCUGAUGCGCGGCAGUUGAGCAACCCUGGUGACGACCGUGUGGCUGUGAGUGUUGCGGACUGCAGGAUGACUUGUUUCCAGACCAUCUCGGAUGCUCAGCAGUUCUGGAUCAAAGGCCGUCAGUUUACGGUGGCGAAACUCCUUGGUGGAGAUGAGGCCCUGGCCAAGAAGUACGAGGGAGGAAGUCUUGCAAUCUUCCGCCUCGCCCCUCAAGACUACCAUCGAUACCAUAUACCAGUGCGGGGAGUGUUGUCUGCACCAAAGUCGAUUGAUGGAGAGUACUUUACCGUGAACCCAAUGUCUAUCCGAAGCCACUUGGAUGUCUAUGGCGAGAACAAGCGCGUCAUUUCCACCAUCGAAUCAAAGGAGUUUGGCACAGUCGCCUACUGUACCAUAGGCGCAAUGAUGGUGGGCUCGAUUGUGUUAACGAGCGAGGGUGGACAGACGGUUGAGCGGAUGGAGGAACAUGGAUAUUUCGCGUUUGGCGGAUCGACGAUUGUGUUGUUGUUUGAGCCCAAUUCGAUCCAGUUUGAUGAGGAUCUUAUCCGGUCGUCCAAGGAGCAGUUGGAGAUGCUUGUUCGAGUGGGUAUGCGUGUUGGUGUUUCCACACGAGUUGCCUAA
Messenger RNA from Linnemannia hyalina, 2769 nucleotides. Lineage: Eukaryota; Fungi; Mortierellomycota; Mortierellomycetes; Mortierellales; Mortierellaceae. The record is from the annotation of a GenBank genome assembly.